Messenger RNA from Tuber melanosporum (Perigord truffle), 2164 nucleotides. RefSeq lists its product as uncharacterized. Bases 318 to 1979 code for a protein of 553 amino acids. The transcript is spliced from 4 exons. The record is from RefSeq and is a predicted model, not a curated record. Gene Ontology annotation, molecular function: protein binding. NCBI's taxonomy places the organism in Eukaryota, Fungi, Ascomycota, Pezizomycetes, Pezizales, Tuberaceae.
CUCCUCCACUCGUUCUCUUGUCCUCUCGUCACCACCUCUACCCCUUCUCCUUUCCCGCCUCGCGAAACCUGUAUCCCACGUUUUUCCAGGUUUAUCUACCAGCCGAACCCUUUAUACUCUCACCAUUGUACUUGGUUUCCUCAACCUUUCAGUUUGGGCGGUGUUUAUUUCAUUUCACUGCCCUCGCCUCGUACCCGGGACAACUCGAGACUUUUCUCAACGUUUUUUCUUCUUCCGUUUUCCUUUUCCCUCCCCCCUCUUUCCUUUUUCCCUUACACAUCUUGGUCGGUAGAACCGCACACACUGAAACAGUAUCCAUGUCUUCUAUGGACAUCGAUUCCGGACCUCCAGUAACCCCUGGAGGACUAGGAACGCCAACAUCUCCAGCUCCAGAGACCCCGGCCAAGACAAACGGUGUAAAUGGUACACAUUUGCUUCCCCCGGAUCCGCCGAGGGAAGAGCUCGACGGGGAGGCAUACAAGCAGGCCGGCAACAAAUUCUUCAAACAAAAAGAGUACGGAAGAGCUGUCGAGCAGUAUUCCAAAGCCAUAAAAAAGGAGCCUGAGAAUGCUACAUUCUUAUCUAAUCGUGCGGCUGCCUACAUGUCGGCGGGAAAUUUUAACCUCGCUCUGGAUGAUUGCGUACUGGCUGAUCGCUACGCCCCGUGCAAUGCGAAGACAUUGCUGAGAAUGGCGAGGAUCCAGGUGGCUUUGGGGAGGCCGGAGGACGCUCUGGAGACUUAUGGAAGGAUGAACCCCCCGGCUAGCAGCAAGGACAAGGUUCCCGCGAUUCAGAUGAAGCAGCAUAUCAAGACUGCCGAGGCUUCGGUAGCCGAUGGGACUGCGAGCUCUAUGACGCUGUUCGCUAUUAAUCAGGCGGAAGACUUGCUGGGUACUGGUGUCGAACCCCCAAAGAAGUGGAAACUCCUUCGGGGGGAGGCAAAUCUCAAGAUGAACACUGCGAAUUCGUUGGGGGAAGCCCAGAAUGUCGCAAUGUCUCUUCUUAGGCAGAAUGCACAGGAUCCCGAUGCCUUGGUUCUUAGGGGCCGAAUUUUGUAUGCUCAAGGCGAAAAUCAGAAGGCCUCUCUUCAUUUUCAGGAAGCUCUUAGAUGCGAUCCCGAUAUGAAGCAAGCCAGGAUAUUCUUGAGACGGUCACGGGAGCUUGAGAAAAAAAAGGAGGCUGGAAACGAGGCAUUCAAAAAGGGUGAUUACAAGAUCGCCCGGGAGCUCUACUCUGAAGCCUUGGCUGUUGAUCCUUCGAAUAAAGGGACUAAUGCCAAGUUGUACCAGAAUCGUGCCGUUGCUAACACCAAGCUUCAAAAUUGGGAAGAAGCUCUCGCGGACUCUGAUGAGGCUAUUAAGCUUGAUUCGACUUACACCAAGGCCCGCAAGACCCGGGCGAAGGCUCUAGGACAGAUGGGCAAUUGGGAAGAGGCAGUUCGCGAGCUCAAGGCGGUAUCUGAUGCCAACCCAGGAGAUAGCAACAUCCGAAAAGAGAUCAAGGAAGCCGAGCUGGAGUUGAAGAAGAGCAAGAGGAAGGAUUAUUACAAGAUUCUUGGUGUGGACAAGACAGCUACCGACGCAGAGAUCAAGAAGGCAUACAGGAAGAUGGCCAUGUUACACCAUCCUGAUAAGAAUCCUGAUAACGCAUCCGCGGCCGAAAAGUUCAAAGAUGUCGGUGAAGCCUAUGAGACUUUGUCCGAUGCACAGAAACGUGAGAUGUAUGAUUCUGGUGUUGACCUACAAGAUGAUGAUAUUUUCAGCGGUGGUGGAAUGAACCCGGGGAUGGGUGGUGGUGCAAUGAAUAUUGAUCCUAAUGUAUUUUUCAAUAUGAUGGAUAAUAUGGGAGGCCGUGGCGGCAGCGGAAAUUUUUUCCCCGGCGGCGGCUUCCCAGGCGGCUUCCCAAGUGGUGCAGGAGGAGGGGGGGGGAGAAGAGGGCCACGAGGGUCCCAAGGUUUCCCGAAUUCAUUCUCAUUUUAGAAGCAAAAGGGCGGGGUCUAGAUUAUUGCGAUGUAGGGCAAUUUGCAUGGAACAAAUGGUGUUGUCGUGGGAGUCCGAAAAGCGUUCUGCGAGUGCUGAACGGGAUUUGUUUUUUUAUCAUUCAUCUCUCUCUCCCUCUCUCCCUUUGUGGUUUCUUAAUAUCUCGAAUAUGAUUCUUACUAUUG